Molecule: messenger RNA, 1715 nt
Organism: Diaporthe batatas
Lineage: Eukaryota; Fungi; Ascomycota; Sordariomycetes; Diaporthales; Diaporthaceae
Exons: 3
Coding region: 456-1232 (258 amino acids)
Cellular component (GO): cytosol; nucleus
Source: RefSeq, a predicted model, not a curated record
AAUAUGUCCAUGGCUCACAGUGAGUCUCUUACUGCGAGGCCCCCCACCGAGGCCCCUAUGAAGCCCUCAGCACUACCGACGGAAAGCUCCAUUUAGAUGGCGCUUGCCGGGGCCUCCGAGAACGGCGGCGGCUGUGACCACCAAACCGAGGCGCUUAUCGCGACUACGAGUCAAGAUGGACGUCACACACAUAGGUAUCACUUGCUCUCCCUUGUCCUCGCCCGCUUGUCCACACGAGCAAACACCCCAAAGCUGCCAUCGUCUGCAUAUAUAUAUAACACUGCUUUUUCCAAACUUGGCCACCCUUGAGCUUGCUUGAAAUUCAAGGCUUCAUUCACUCAAGCUGAAACUCGCCUUACCCCUUGUCGAGAGCCGCCCGUCUCCUGGCGCCGAGCUUGAAUAUAUCAUCCUAUAUACAUACACGCUUGAGUCCGAAAUCUCCUGCACGCGCAAACAUGGGAUCGACGGCCGCGAGAACCCCCGUCCGCCUUGCAAUCCUUGAGGCAGACACCCCCGUGCCCAAUGCAAACGCCAAGUACCACGGCUACAGGGGCGUCUUCACUGACCUCUUCCGACGUGCCGUCGCCCCGGAGCCGCUCGAGGUUCACUUGGACAUCACCGGCUACGACGUCGUCAACGAGCCGGACAACUACCCUGACCUGGAGUCUCUCGACGCCGUCCUGAUCAGCGGGUCCAAGCACUCCGCAUACCUGGACGACGAGUGGAUCGUCAAGCUGGUGGCCUUCACGCGCAAGGCCCUGGCCACCAACGGGAGGGUCAAGGUGGUGGGCGUCUGCUUUGGCCACCAGAUCGUCGGGCGGGCCCUCGGCGUCAAGGUCGACCGCAACGACAAGGGCUGGGAGGUCAGUGUGACCGAGGUCAGAUUGAGUGAGACGGGGAGGGCCGUGUUUGGGUCCGACACCCUGAAAAUACACCAGAUGCACCGUGACAUCGUCUUCUCAAAUCCCGAGGGUGCGCAGAACCUGGGCGAGAACGACAUCUGUGCCAACCAGGGCUUCCUCCUCCCGGGCAAGGCCAUCACGGUGCAAGGGCACCCAGAGUUUACGGGCGAGAUCAUAAGCGAGAUCCUUGAGCUGCGCCACGACACAAAGGUCUUUACUGACGACGUGUACUCGUCGGGCGUGGACAGGGCAAAUAUCGAUCACGACGGUGUCAUGAUAGCACAAGCCUUCUUGCGGUUCAUACAGGGCCAAGAAGCCGUCAAGGCCUAGAGGUCGAAAAUUAAUAGUAAUCAUUGUAACGUAUCUCAACCAUGUUACACACUAAGCAAACAUGACGUCCUCAAAGGCACGACACGUUUAAUUGGUCUGCGUGCUGCGCCGUUUCCCGAGCAUGUUAUGCUCUGGCCCCUCAUCAAUCUUGACCUUGCCAUCUUGACUUCCUACCUCGUCACUGUUCAGCUCAACAUCCCACCAGUUUCUAGACACAGAUGCCUGAGACGUUCCCCCUGGACUGAACCUGCUGGCUCGCUGCUCCCGCUCCAUCUCCUCCUCCCUCCUCAGCCUCGCCCUCGAUCCCUCGUGGAACAUCUCCUCCCUCGUCCUGCCAAUCUCAUUCCUCGAGUCAAAGCUAAAGCCAUUAAUGAAGCUGCCCAUGUUCUCGAAGAAGCCGCCCUGCAUAUAUCUCCACGGCUUCUCGCGCGCGCAAAACACAAUCGAAUCUGCCAAUCCCUGUACGCACAGCGAGACAAGGCU